Molecule: messenger RNA, 3755 nt
Organism: Labrus bergylta (ballan wrasse)
Lineage: Eukaryota; Metazoa; Chordata; Actinopteri; Labriformes; Labridae
Source: RefSeq, a predicted model, not a curated record
CGAAAGCGAAAGUUAACGGAGUUUUAAUGUCAUAAGAUCGCUGACAAUUGCCAAGAUGGGUGCGAUAUUUAACAUGCUUGAGAAGUUCAGACUGGAAACUUACUACAACCAGUUUUUCCAGUUGGGUGUGAAGGAUGAGAGAGAUUUCCUUGACGGUGUCACAGAUGAAGAUCUAACCAGCAUGGGUUUAAGUCAAGUAGAGAAGAACCGUUUUUCAGCAAUGAAAAACAACAUUCGAAGACUCAGAGCUCCAGAGCGGCAAGUUCAAACUGUGACCCCUGUGCAGAAAUCAUUGGAGCCAUUCUGUCUGAAGUACACAUAUCCCAAAUGUCCUCAACUAAAAGAAAUUAAAGAUAUGGAUCCAUUACAAAACACUGUGGAGGACCUGAUGUUAAGGAUCAGCCAUCUUGAAAAGGUCGGCAAUGCAAAAGGAGUCUGUCUCUACACAAUCAAUGGGAUGCCCCUGACAGACGAUCCCUUCUUCAACACUUGGUCUUUAAAGGAGAGACAUAUUCAAAAUGGAUCUAUUAUUUACGCCAUCUUUACACCAAAAGAAAACCUGAGACAGGCUCCACGGCAGCCAAAGCGAGAGAUUGCUAAAACCAAUGGAGAUGAUGUGGUGCGCUGCCACAUAAUGCUCAAGGGAGAUUUUGAGGUGUCUGUGAACUUAGAAAGUGACACCAUCACCAGCCUGCGACUCAAGUUGGCAAAUGAAAGUGGAAUCCCAGCACACGUCCUUUGUUACAAAGGUGCACAUGCUGGUGGUGACACCCUGCAGAGUUUCGAAAUCUCAGAGAAGUCCACAGUUUACUUCUCUUUGUCCUCCUUUUCGGAUGACACUCCACAGGAUGAGACAUUCUUCAUUAAUGACGUUGUGCCUUCAGUACAACAAACACAGAAAGGAAUCAGUGUGUUGCUGUCUUCACUUUAUGUUCUGAAAGGUCAUUUUGGAACAGAAGAUCUGAAGGAGCUGAUUUCCUGCGUACGUAAACUGACUGGAUGUAACCCUCUCGCCCAAAGUUUGCAUCAGUUACUUUGCAGAAACGAAAUAAUUACCAGGAAUCAGAAGAUUGCAGUUGUUGAAGGCUUGUACGUGCUCUUCAGGGAGCUUUUGCCUCAACUCGGAACACAACGAGGGGAGAAAAUCAUUGAGGACCUGGAUGUCUUUGAGAAUUCUCUGUACUGCUGGGCACAUCUCAGAUCAGAAGCUCAGAAACUGACAUCAGACCAUGAGAACUUUGCCCCCAUCACUCUUAAGUCUGAAGAUGGCAGCCGUUUCUGUGAACCAGUCCGAGUGCCUGGAGUACCUGAUGCCCUUGAACGGGAAAAUGUUCUCAAGAAAAUCAAAGACGGGGAGAAAAUUCCAAAUUGCACUGAAGAGAUUUUGCGAGAAACAUCUUUACAGAGAGCCAAUGACAUUGAGAGAAUUUUGCUGAGUUUGCCACCAUUCAUCAAAACAUACCCUCUUUGGAUCAACGAGAACGAGAAGAUUGGCCAGAACUUUCAGAUAAAUAUGGAGAAGACUUUUGGAUGCAUGGUGGAAGAAUUAAACACUCCCUCCAAUCAGUGGCUCAAUGUGACCCCACCUCUACAGUUGAAGGAGCUGGGACAGUGUGGGAAUCGCCUUGUUCUGCUAACGAAAGACAACCUUGGGGUUUGUCUGGAGAAAGACAAAUUAUCCCCUGAUAUGAUACAAGUGCGUGAUUGUUUUAAUGGCAAAGUCAGAAAAGAAGAUGUGAAUCAGUUGGCAGCCAGGACUGGUGAUCACAGAGAUGACGGAACAUUUGUCACAACCAGGACUCCAACAGAGGCUAUACUGGUGCUGAUCGACACAAGCUCCUCUAUGGGGGAGGAGUGCUAUGAGAGGGCUGAAAUACAGAAGAUUCAUGCUGUAAAAGAGCUCUUUGACAACUUUGCAACAAGGACCAUGGCUUAUGAUUUUCAUCAUAUCAUUGGCCUCGUAGAAUUCAACUCUGUGGUCAAGACUCUCAACACAUUCACUGAAAAUCUGGAAAAGUUCAAGGAGCACAUUCGUAAAAUCGAGGCAAGUGGCUGUACUCUGCUGUAUGACGCCCUGAGCCAUGGGGCAUCUGAGCUGGAAAAGGUCAAGGCGAGAUUCCCAGAUUGUAGACUCCGCAUUAUAUGUCUCACAGAUGGAAAUGAUGUGGGAUCCUCCAAGAAGCCAGUCCCUGUUACAGUCGAAAUGCUAAAAUCUGACAUUGUUGUGGAUUCGAUCCUCCUUGGAAAAGUGACGAACAACAUGCUGCAUGGAAUCAGCAAUGGAACAGGUGGCUGCUGUUUCAAACCACAGUCAACCAAAGAUGGUCUGAAGCUCUUUGAGAUUGAGACGGUUCUGUCUUUGGAGCUGAGGAAAUUGAAGAAGAAACUCCACCCGUCCUCCAUCACUGAGAGUUCUUUGUCAAGCAUCUUCCUUACUCAUGGGUAUGAUGAAAGUCCAGAGACUUUGUUGCCAAGUCAGAUAAACAGCAAAGUGACAGUGACUGAGAGUGCUCUGAAGAAGAGGAUUAAGGCGACAAAGCAGGGUUGGGUUCUGGAGAAAGACAAACGUAUACUGGAGGAGCUGAAGAGUCUGCACUGUGAUCCACAUCCCUUCUUCAAAGUUUUCCCCUCAGAGUCAGACUUCACUUUCUGGAAGAUUCUCAUGCAAGGUCCUCCGGACACACCAUAUGAGAAAGGAGUGUUUGAGCUGUACUGCCAGUUUGGUCCUGACUACCCAGUGAAGCCUCCACUCGUCCGCUUUGUCACCAAAGUCUACCACUGCAACGUCAACAGUGUGGGACGCAUCUGCCACAACAUAUUUGACCGCAACUACAACGCCCACAUCACCAUGAGAGAAAUCCUGGAAGCUGUGUAUGGACUGCUCAUCGUCCCUGAACCUGAGGAUCCUCUGGACAGCAUUUUGGCAGAGGAAUUCAUGACGAGCCGUGCAGAGUAUGAACGAGAAGCCAAGAAGCACACAGAGGAAACUGCAGGGAUCUCAAUGGAUGACAUGGAAAAAAAAAUGGUGGAUCCGGUGGCACAGUUCAUACCCCAACAUCUGAUCUGUCCACUCACCAAGAAGAUGUUUGUUGAUCCUGUGAAAACUGUCUACGGCACGGUGUAUGAACGCCAGGCCAUCGAGGAACACCUGAAACAACACCAGUAUGAGCCUCUAGCUGGACAAGGACACGAACUUGAAAUGGGUGACAUCAGCACAGACCAGGACAUGAAGAAAAUGGUGAUGGAGCAUCGAACACGUCAAAUUAAAUAGUUCUGAAUAAAAAAAAAACAACAAAGCGGAUCCGCCUUAGUACUUAAAUGCAAACUCUGCUUUGUGAAGAGAUGUUCAUUAAAUAACUGAUGUCUGUUCAUACUCAGUUUUCUUAAUGUUUCCUACAAUCAUGUCAACGUUUAUGUUCAACUUCCCUUUUAGAGUUUAAAAAGAUACUUCAAUUAUAGGAGUUGGAAAUAGUAAUAAUGAUAAUAAAGCAUGAAAGGUUUUUUAAAAAGGAGGAGGUUUGGAUGGGACAACCUUUGUCUUUUUUUUAUUCAAGGCACUUUUUUGAAUUAGUUGUUGCUUUAAGUUCUAUGUUUUUCUCUCAAAUUUCAUUGUUCUCUAUUUUACCUAUAAAAAUGACUUUUCAUGACUACAUUUUGUGAUAACUUUCUUGGAGAGAAACAAAUCAAGAUUCUGGUUCAUUGCAUGCGACCUACUUGCAUUUGCAAAAUAAUAAAGAGUGAAAGUGGACAACUAA